AGUGUGUUCACUGUUUGUUGUCACGGACGAGCAGAGAUGUCAGGAAUCGCGACGAAGCUCCAGCAGAACCGGGAGCGAGCAGCGGGCGUCGGUACCAACGCUCAUGCGGUCAAAUUCCUCAACCAGGACUACGAAGCGCUCAAGCGCGAGUGUCUGGAGAGCGGACGCCUGUUUCAGGAUGACACGUUUGAAGCCAAUGUAUCCGCGCUCGGGUUCAAGGAACUGGGACCAAACUCAUCUAAAGUGCGCGGGGUUGAGUGGCUGAGACCAAAGCAACUGACGUCCAACCCAACGUUCAUUAGCGGAGGAGCAACCCGAACUGACAUCUGCCAGGGUGCUUUGGGUGACUGUUGGCUUCUAGCUGCCAUCGCGUCUCUUACCCUCAACCAGGACGUGUUCGCCCGUGUGGUCCCGUCUGGACAGAGUUUUGACGGUGACUAUGCUGGAAUAUUUCAUUUCCAGUUCUGGCAGUUUGGUGAUUGGGUGGAUGUGGUCAUUGACGACCGUCUUCCUUCCAGGAACAGAAAGCUGCUGUUCGUCCACUCUGCCGAGGGCUCUGAGUUUUGGAGCGCCCUGCUAGAGAAGGCCUAUUCGAAGCUGAACGGCUGUUAUGAAGCUCUGUCUGGUGGCACCACCACCGAGGGCUUUGAGGAUUUCACUGGAGGCAUCGCUGAGGUCCAUGAACUAGCGAAAGCAGGUCCAAACCUCUUCAAAAUCAUCCUGAAGGCUUUGAGCUGGGGCUCGCUGCUGGGCUGCUCGAUAGAUAUCACAGACUCCGCUGAUUCAGAGGCCAUUACUAGUCAGAAGCUGGUGAAAGGACACGCCUACUCGGUUACAGGAGCCGAUGAGGUCGAGUACAGGGGCGACUUAACCAAACUGAUUCGCAUCAGGAACCCCUGGGGGCAGAUGGAGUGGACCGGAGCCUGGAGUGAUGGAUCAUCAGAAUGGCGCCAGAUCAGUGACAACGACCGUGAGAAACUGAGCUGCAAAGCAGAAGAUGGAGAGUUCUGGAUGUCGUUCUCUGAUUUCCUGCAUCAUUACUCGCGGGUGGAGAUCUGUAAUCUGACCCCUGAUGCUCUGUCAGACGACAGCAUUAAUAAGUGGGCGCUGUCCAAGUUUGAUGCCAACUGGAGGAAAGGAUCAACUGCUGGAGGCUGCAGGAAUUACCCAAACUCGUUCUGGAUGAACCCUCAGUUUCUGAUCAAGCUGGAGGAGCAGGACGACGACCCGACAGAUAAUGAAGUGGGAUGCAGCUUCGUUGUGGGUCUGAUCCAGAAGAACCGCCGCAAAAUGAGAAAAGUCGGAGAGGACAUGCACACCAUUGGCUUCGCCAUCUACGAGGUUCCUGACGAGUUUGCCGGGCAGAGGAACGUCCACCUGGACUGUAACUUCUUCCAGCGGCAUGCUUCAGCGGCCCGUUCCGAGACCUUCAUCAACCUGCGCGAGGUUUGCUCUCAUUUCUGUCUGCCCCCUGGCGAGUAUCUCAUCGUACCGUCCACCUUCGAGCCCAACAAGGAUGGUGACUUUUGUGUUCGCGUCUUCUCUGAGAAACAGGCAGAGUUCCAAGAGCUUGAUGACCCUGUUGAGUGCAACGUUCCUGAGAUUAAUGUGAAUGAGGGUGAUAUUGAUAGCCGGUUCAAGACUCUGUUUGGACAGCUUGCUGGGGCAGAUGCUGAAAUCUCAGCAUUUGAGCUGCUAAAUAUCCUGAACAAAGUGAUAACUAAACGCAAAGACAUUCAAACUGACGGAUUUAGUUUGGACACUUGCCGCAACAUGGUGAACUUACUGGAUAAAGAUGGCAGUGGAAAGCUGGGCAUGGUUGAAUUUAAGAUUCUCUGGACUAAAAUUGAGGUGUACCUGGACGUCUUCUGUAAAAAUGACAAGGACAAGUCUGGCACAAUGAGCUCUAUGGAGAUGAGAGAAGCCAUAGUGAAAGCAGGCUUUUCUCUGAACAACACUCUACACCAGAUCAUGGUCGCGCGCUACAGCGACACCAAUCUCACCAUCGACUUUGACAACUUUGUGGGCUGUAUUGUGCGCCUUGAAAGCAUGUUCAAAACAUUUAAAAUGCUGGACAAGGACAAGACUGGCACAAUAGAGCUGAAUUUUUUUGAGUGGCUAAAUUUCUCCAUGCUUUGAGGAAAAGGAGCAGCGGAUUUUGGACAGCUGGGUGGAGAUCUGAAUAGUUUCUUAUACACUGCACAGACAUUGACAUCCCUGGAAUUACCAGAGACUCAGACCUCCAUCAAACUGAUCACCAUCUUCAUAUGUUAAAAAGAACCAGGUUCCUGUGCAGUGUAAUAGAAAUCAUGUUAUGGUGGUUUAGCUAGUUGGCUUAUUUUGUUGUACAGCUCAUAGAAGGGCUAAUGAAUCACUACUAUGAGAGAUGACAAAAAUAUGUUGGGUGUAAACAUAACUGUUUUAUGUCUUUCUAUUUUUAAAAUAAAUGUAAUCAUAAGCAAAAGUAAAUAAAUCCUGUGACAUGUCCUUAGCGUAUGAUUUUUAUUUCUGUCUAGAACAAAAGUAGCUCUAUAUAUUGUGUUGUGUGUGUAGGCCUAUAAAACGUGCUCUUGGUCUCAAUGACUGUGACUUUUAUCGCA
Messenger RNA from Sinocyclocheilus anshuiensis, 2600 nucleotides. Its product is annotated as calpain-2 catalytic subunit-like. Gene Ontology annotation, molecular function: calcium-dependent cysteine-type endopeptidase activity; calcium ion binding. Gene Ontology annotation, cellular component: cytoplasm. The transcript is spliced from 21 exons. The record is from RefSeq and is a predicted model, not a curated record. Gene Ontology annotation, biological process: proteolysis. NCBI's taxonomy places the organism in Eukaryota, Metazoa, Chordata, Actinopteri, Cypriniformes, Cyprinidae. The coding region runs from base 37 to 2139 and encodes 700 amino acids.